This is a messenger RNA of Periophthalmus magnuspinnatus, 1696 nucleotides long. RefSeq names its product E3 ubiquitin/ISG15 ligase TRIM25-like. NCBI's taxonomy places the organism in Eukaryota, Metazoa, Chordata, Actinopteri, Gobiiformes, Gobiidae. The record is from RefSeq and is a predicted model, not a curated record. The coding region runs from base 74 to 1675 and encodes 533 amino acids. Gene Ontology annotation, molecular function: protein binding; zinc ion binding. The transcript has 2 exons.
CAGAGCUGUGGGUGCAGCUCUCACUCUUAAGUUUCACUUCUGUCCAAGUCAAACUGUUUCUGAUCCAGGAGAGAUGGCGCAGAAAGCACUCGACCAAGAAGCCUUUUCCUGCUCCGUGUGUUUGGAUCUACUGAAGGAUCCUGUGACUAUUCCCUGUGGACACAGCUACUGCAGGAACUGUGUCCAACAGCACUGGGACCAAGAGGACGAGAAGCAGCUCUACAGCUGUCCUGAAUGUCGCCUCAGCUUCAGCCCCAGGCCUGCCCUGGUGAAAAACAUCAUGUUAGCAGCUGUAGCAGAGCAGAUGAAGAAGACAGCGCCCCCUGCUGCCCUCUGCUAUGCCGGACCUGAGGAUGUGUCCUGUGAUGUGUGCACUGGGAGGAAGCUGAGAGCUGUCCAGUCCUGUCUGCAGUGUGUGGCCUCUUACUGUGAGCGCCACCUACAGCCUCAUUAUGAAGCUGCAGCUUUAAAGAAACACCAGCUGGUGGCGCCGUCUCACAGGUUCCAGGAAAACACCUGCUCUCAACACGACAAAGUGAUGGAUCUAUUCUGCCGCAUUGACCAGCAGCUGCUCUGCUCCCUGUGUGUGGACCAACAUAAGGGUCAUGACAUAGUGACCUCUGCCUCAGAGAGGGCUCAGAGGCAGGCAGAGCUGCCGGCCACGAGGGCCCUGCUGCUCCAGAGCCUCCAGCACAAAGAGACAGACCUGAAGAGGCUCCAACAGGAGGCCCAGGACAUCAGGCGCUCUGCCCAGACAGCAGUGCAGCGCAGCAACGACAGCUUCAGAGACAUGGCCCUUCUCCUGGAGAAAAGACGCUCUGAAGUGGAGCAGCAGAUCCGCUCCCAGGAGGACACCCAACUGAGCCGAGUCCAAGAGCUCCAGGACCAACUGCAGCAGGACGUGAGGGGGCUGAAGAGGAGCCUCUCUGAGCUGGACACACUGGACCUCACCCAGGAUCAUAACCAGUUUAUACAGCACUACGCUUCACUGUCCCCACACACACAGAGCACAGAGCCAGCCACCAUUCACACAGGGGACCGGGGAUACUUUGAGGAAGUGACCAGAGCUGUGUCCAAGCUCAGGGACAGACUCAAGCUCACUCUGAGUCCAGUCCAUGUUCCUCCGUCACCAGAUGAACUCAGCUCCAGAGACGACUUUUUAAAAUACUGUACAGAAAUCACUCUGGACCCAAACACAGUUAAUGGAUGGCAGUCUCUGUCUGAUGGAAACAGAAGAGUAACAUCUAUGAGUGAACACUCGAGUUAUCCAGAUCAUCCAGACAGAUUCAGUUUCUGGUGGCAGGUCCUGAGCAGAGAGAGUCUGACGGGCCGCUGUUACUGGGAGGUGGAGUGGAGCGGGAGGUAUGUUUAUAUAGCAGUUUCAUACAGAGAGAUUCAGAGGAAAGGAAACUCUGAUGAAUGUAGAUUUGGACACAAUGAUAAAUCCUGGGCCUUAGACUGUUACAAAACUAGUUCUUCAUUUUGGUUUAACAAAGUCCAGUCCCAGGUCUCAGGUCCGGUCGGGUCCAGAAUCGGGGUUUACCUGGACCACAGUGCAGGGGUUUUGGCCUUUUACAGCGUCUCUGAAAGUACCAUGAGCCUCCUCCACAGAGUCCAGACCAGGUUCACUCGGCCUCUCUACACUGGGGUGCAGAGACACUGCACAUUAACCUAAACUGAAAUAGCAGCUUUGUUU